AUGGGAAACAGCUAUGAUGGCAAGGAGGACGAGAUGUAUCGGAACUUUUGCGAGGUCGUCACAUCGAUUCUUGAUUCUUGCGGGAAGGACGAGGACAGGCUGGUUGUCAAAGCGACUGCUCAGUGGCCUGACACAUCUGCAGGUGACAGUAGCAUGGACAAGGACACCAAUAGACAGAGGCCGGAUCUGAUGAUCUAUCCAACGACAGAGGCGGCGCAGAAGGCGUACACACUCUCGGCGAAAGAUAUCAAUAAUAGCAGGGGGAAGGAUCGAGCGCACGACGCGCGGACGUCGUGGGCGUGGUCGCUGCUUCCGAUCGAGCUCAAGUCGGAUGAGCACAGAGAGCGGCCGUUCCAGUUCUCUGUGAAAGGAUUUCAUCGGUCGACGAAGAGCAGUGAUCCUGCCGUCGGUCUUGGCCAGAUAUCGGAAUACGCUUGGAACGUAAUGCGCUGGCAACACCGACAAUUCUGUUUCAUGUUGGUCGUAUGUGGUCGUUUUGCUCGAAUAAUCCGAUGGGACAGAGCUGGAGGCCUGGUGUCAAGUAGUUUUAACUUUGUCGAUGACCCUACGAUCCUGCAGAACUUCUUAUAUCGAUUCGGACACAUGAGCAGGGAGGAGCGGGGAUAUGACCCGACCGUCACGCUUGCGCGCCAGGAGUACAUCGACGAGAUGUACAGCUGUCAGAAGGAGCUCUCUACGUACCAGCAGCAACGUUUCGCCAAGGCGUUCCCGAAGGAGACGGAGAGAGGGCAAUGGCCAAUAUAUGAGGUUUGCAUGCGGAAGGAAGACGUCGUCACUCCUAGCACCAUCAACUGCGAUGAGGUGAAGAAGUCGGCGUCGCGCCUAGGAGACGAUUCUGCCUCUGGAGGACCAUCCGAAGGACAGGAAGACGAGAGGGCCAAGUAUCUGCGGUUCCUGAUCGGGAAAGCGACCUUCAUCAGCAGUUCGCCGACAGGACGAGCGACGAAGGGAUUCGUUGCUUUCGACAUGCACCUGAGGCGACUUGUAUUCUUGAAGGACGUGUGGCGAGUGACUAAUGUCCCUACCGAGUUGGAGGUCUACGAGAGACUGUGGAAACACGAAGUGUCCAAUAUCCUGACGCCAAUCUGCGGAGGAGAUGUGGGAGGGUCACGGUCACCUGGAUCGCCAUCGCCGCAGACAACAAGAACGCAGGAAUUUGUGAAGAAGCAAUCUGCGCGGGUGCACUUUCGAUUGAUCGUGUAUCAAGUCUGCAAGCCUCUGACGGAAUAUAGCGACUCGAGAGAGCUUGUAUGCAUCCUCCUCGACGCAAUAUUGUGUCAUCAUGAUGCCUGGGUGGACGCUCAAAUACUGCACCGAGAUGUUAGUGUUGGAAAUAUUUUGAUUGAUGUUGAAGCUAUGGUAGGGGGUAACGAGAUGGCCAUUGGGAUCCUGAGCGACUGGGACAUGUGCAAGUACAAGGAGGAUCUGGAUAAGGGAGCGGCGCAAAAACAGCGAUCGGGUACAUGGCAGUUCAUGUCUGCUCUGCUGCUGAAGGAUCCUCACAAGCGUCAUGAGGUGUCUGACGACAUCGAGUCGUUCGUGCAUCUCACGAAUUGGCUUAUUCUCCGCUUCCACCCACACAAUCUGAGUGGAAAGUCUCAUCGCCAGCUGCUGCUUGAUUACGUGACAUUAACGUAUGAUAAACACAUUUCCAAGGACGGCGCCGACGUCGGUGGGGACCAAAAGCUAAUUCAUAUGCGAAAUGGGGAGGUUGGGUUCUAUCCAAAAGCUCAAGUAUUGGAGGAUCUCACUCGAUCACUGGCCGAGAUGUGCAAAGACCAUUAUGCCACCCUCACCUCAUAUACCCAGCGACUCGAAGGUAGGGAGGACUCGAAGACACCGACUCUGAUCGUUGGAAAGCCACAAGGUCCCCCUCGGCGUUUACGGCCUACUCUUCGCUCCACGGACGGUCUUAUUGAACCUGAAGAACCUAGACAGCAGCCACAGGCACCCAGACAGCAGCCGCAGGGCUCUCCUACGUUGGCUAAUCAUGAGGCAAUUUUCAAGAUCUUCACACGGACGCUUGAGUAUGGCUCAUCCGGAGACAAGGGCACUGAUCAAUUCGAGAUGCUUUGGGCUGUUUCGACGUCUGCGGGACAGAAGCGUAGUCUAGAGACCCCGGAGCCGCUCACAUCGCAACAGGCGAAGAAGGCUAAGGGAGCGGAUACACGAGAGGAGUCGUCUGGUGUGCGUGGAGGUACCCCUCACACGGGCUCGUUGCCUGUGGUUGACGAGGGUGCGGAGGUUGAGUAG
Fibroporia radiculosa is the source of this 2274-nucleotide messenger RNA. RefSeq lists its product as uncharacterized. The coding region runs from base 1 to 2274 and encodes 757 amino acids. Lineage: Eukaryota; Fungi; Basidiomycota; Agaricomycetes; Polyporales; Fibroporiaceae. Gene Ontology annotation, biological process: protein phosphorylation. The transcript is spliced from 4 exons. The record is from RefSeq and is a predicted model, not a curated record. Gene Ontology annotation, molecular function: protein kinase activity.